Messenger RNA from Canariomyces notabilis, 871 nucleotides. RefSeq lists its product as uncharacterized. Bases 124 to 702 code for a protein of 192 amino acids. NCBI's taxonomy places the organism in Eukaryota, Fungi, Ascomycota, Sordariomycetes, Sordariales, Chaetomiaceae. The transcript is spliced from 5 exons. The record is from RefSeq and is a predicted model, not a curated record.
UCAUUAAGUUCAAGUUGGGUCGUUUCUGCCGUGAUCGUGGAAUGGAAUAUGGACUUCUGUUAUAACUCUAGUGGACAACAAGAAAAGAGAGAACAGUACGCAACGACUCAAGACGUAUGAACAAUGUCAUUUGGCAUUACUUUUGGCAGUGUCGGCGAUUUGAUUGCCGUUGGACAACUGGCAUUCACGCUAGCCAGAGCUCUAAACGACCGCCACGGAUCAGCGAAAGCGUAUCAAGCGCUGAUCAAGGAGCUCAAAAACUUCGAUAAUUCCCUCCUGCAGGUGAUAGCAAUAUGGCAGAACUAUGAGACAGCCCCUCAGCUAGCCGACAUAUACGCCAAAGCCAUGGAGACAGUCAAAGAUUGCCACGACUUGCUGAAUUCGUUCUCCACUAAGAUUAGAGAGAAAUACGACAGCAGCCUCGGAGGAAAAGGGGACUCGAGUAGCUGGGUGAAGACUGCAGCCAAAAAGACCUUGUGGCUCACGGAAAAGGAUGAUGUGGCCGAGCUGAGGGCCAGGCUCCAGACGGGUAGUAACGCCAUCAUGCUCUUUACACUGGCCGCUAUGAGUGAUGUCGACCAACAAGCGAGGGUCGCGAGUGUUCACUCCCUUCUCCAGAACUCCUUGAAGCUCGCCGAAGUACACCAAUCAAAACUCCAAGAGAUUGAUGCAAAGUACUCAAGUCAAGAAAACCGUUACUGAGCUUAGGGAAAUUCUCGUGGCCAUCCAGACCUGGAUUGCAUGCCUGCCGCGUCAAACCAGCAUCCCAACCGGACUGGGAGGAUGCUGGCAACAAGCACCGGUUACGUUCGAAGACGCCCUUGGCCGCCUCGUCCCGAUUCCGCUCAAGCUGGUUAAUUCUUGGAGUGGA